AUGGCUUUUGCGCAGCAGCACGUGAUGAGGAGCCGCGCACACACUGUGCAGCGGGGCGCUGCCCGUGUGGCCCGCCCUGGCCCGGUGGCAGCGCCGCGCUCCUCGCGGCAUGUGGCGUUCGCGGCCGCGGUCGACGAGACCCGGUUCAUCCCGAGGUGGCCCAUGGUGUACGACUUCAUCAAGGAGAAGCAGGUGGAGACUGUCACACCCGAGGCGGCGGCCAGCCUGGUGUCCAGCGGCGACUGGGUCCUCGUCGACGUGCGCCGCCCCGACCAGUUCGCGACCGGCAGCCCCAGGGGCUCCGUCAACGUCCCGAUGUACCGCAAGAUCGACCUGUCUGGCGGAUUCGACGGGAUGAAGGUGAUGAAGACGAUCAUGUACGCGUUCAACGGCGUGGACCCCAUUGAGCCCAACCCUGAGUUUGUUGAGCAGCUGGCCAAGGCUGCUGAGGGAGGCAAGGGCCUCAUCUUUGCCUGCGAGGCGUGCUACAAGGCGGUGGCCAACGCGAACAUCUCCAAGGUCAAGCACCUGGAGCGCGGCAUCUACGGGUGGUACCAGGCCAACCUGGAGUUCUCUGGUGACUACAAGCCCGAGAUCGGCCGCUUCCCCAGCGCGGCGGCCGAGCCUAUGCUGCAGGCGGUCGCGCAGAGCCGUGGCUACGAGCUGCGCCCUGAGGACAAGCGCGACUGA
Molecule: messenger RNA, 690 nt
Organism: Monoraphidium neglectum
Lineage: Eukaryota; Viridiplantae; Chlorophyta; Chlorophyceae; Sphaeropleales; Selenastraceae
Product: rhodanese-like protein
Exons: 7
Coding region: 1-690 (229 amino acids)
Cellular component (GO): chloroplast
Source: RefSeq, a predicted model, not a curated record